CCGGCAAGAGUUGUGUUCGUUUUCGUUUCUUAUUUACUGUUGUAAUUGUCAAGUGAUUUCGUUAAAUUUGUUCAGUCCUUUAUUGUUUGAUCAAGGCCUACGACUUUUGGCCCUUUUCUCGGAAGAAUGGACAACGUUUCGGUGUCGAAGGGUGUCUUUGUACACAAAGGCAAAUACAAGAUUGGCGAUAAGAGCACAAAGUUUCAGUCACCAGAUUAUUUUUCUGUACCAUGGUAUCUUGCUUAUAAAGAGAUAUGGGAAAGCAUUCAGGAAGCUACUGAGGACAUCAGAUUUUCUAUGUUUCAACAAAUUCUGACCGAUUUAGAAUCAUUUGUUACCAAUGUUAAGACAAAGCCAUUAGAAAGUCUAGAAAAUGAGAUUUCAACAGCCAUUGUAUUAACAGGAGUUAAUGUUCCUGAUCAUGCAAUAAUGUUUAAUAGAAUAAUCUCAAAAUUAGAACCAAUAACAGCACACACAGCAGUUAUAUGGAGCAGAGAUUCAAAUAGUUUAAAAAACAUUUUGGAAGAAACAAUCUAUCAAUUGAUAAAUCAUGACACGAAUGAAGACACUCAGGCAAAAAAAAGUCAGUGCACCAUGCGUGCUUUGAAAGAUUGGUAUGAGGAACACUGCGAACCAAAUAUUCCUCUUGUUAUAAUUAUAACUGACUUUGAAAGCUCUUCUCCAGCAGUAUUACAUGAUUUUAUUUCAAUACUUAGUUCUUAUGCAAAUACAAUGAAGUUCAUUCUCAUAUUUGGCGUUGCUACCACUUUGCAUGCUAUUCAUAGAUCUCUAUCAUAUGAUGUUACUUCAAAAUUAAAUGUGCAAGUUUUUCACACGCAAACACAGAUGAAUAUAUUAUCCGAAGUAAUAGAAAAUAUUGUAUUCUGUACAAACAUACCAUUUAAACUAACUGGACGAGCGUUUCAGCUAUUAACAGAUAUAUUUCUGUUUUAUGAUUUCUCAGUGGAGCAUUUUUUGCAAAAUUACAGGAUAUGUAUGAUCCAACAUUUUUAUGGAAACAAUAUAAAUUCUCUCUGUUGUCAAUCACAAGAGAUUGAGAACAGAAUAUCUUCGUUAACUGUUGAAGACAUUGACGAGAUUAAGAAGUUACCAUCAAUAGAAAAGUAUCUUCAAAAACUUCAAAAAGAGAGAAACAAGAAUGAAGAGUCAGUUAAUAGGAACUUCAAGGAUAUAUUGAAACAUUUAUUAAACAAAUUUCGCCGAUAUAUGCAUCGAUUUUUAAUAGUAUUGAGGUGUCUACAUGUCUUCAUGGCACCACUGCCAAACUCUCCCAUGGGUAAACAGUUACGGGAAUUCUACACAAGAGCAGUGUACGUGAACGAUCUAAAGGAAUCACAGGAGUACAAAGAGUGCUUGCAGUUGUUGAGUUUUCUAUCGAAGACAGAACUUGUCUCGAAAUUAAAUUCUCUUAUUGACAUCAUGAAAGAAGCCAAAGAUUCAGUUCUGAAGAAAAUAAGAACGGAUCUUCAGGCUCAUAUAGGAAAAAUCGAGGAAGCUAGCUUAGAGACAUCCGCACAAUCUACCGACGUUCUUUCCGCUGGCGAGAAACUGAGUAGACUUCAAUUGAAAGAGAAACUGCUAAAGAUGUCCCAAGCGCACUCUCGGUCGCCUUACAAACAGGCCCUAUUGGACGUGAUUAAUUACCUGGAUGAGCAGGUGUUCUGUGCAUGCUUGGUCAAUCCGCAUCAUAUACCAGCGAAUGAGAUAUUUUGCUUCAACGAAGGGACUUUGGCGAAACAACAUAUUCGGGGAUCUUUGAGGGCCGCGAUACACACUGGACUUAACGAUCCCCAGGUGUACAUGAACUGCGAGUGCUGCAAAUUGGAGAACGACGACGCCAUUCCGCCUACUCUGCCAGACCUCAGUAUAAUUUACAAACUGCACUUGGAAUCCAGGAAGCUGAUCAAUAUGUACGACUGGCUACAGCUGCAUACCUCUUGUUUGAAUAAUUCACACGUGUUCCCGCGUGAAUUUUAUCGCGCGCCAAGGUAUCCUUAA
Molecule: messenger RNA, 2019 nt
Organism: Dufourea novaeangliae
Lineage: Eukaryota; Metazoa; Arthropoda; Insecta; Hymenoptera; Halictidae
Gene: Orc3
Product: origin recognition complex subunit 3
Exons: 13
Coding region: 127-2019 (630 amino acids)
Biological process (GO): DNA replication; DNA replication initiation
Cellular component (GO): nuclear origin of replication recognition complex; nuclear pre-replicative complex; DNA replication preinitiation complex
Molecular function (GO): DNA replication origin binding
Source: RefSeq, a predicted model, not a curated record